UAAGUUUAUUUAUAAUGCACAAGUUUUGGUGUCAAGGAAGAUCAAUAUAUUUAAAAAAUGAAAACUUUUUGAGAAAAAAAUUUAUUUCACAAGCAAGUUUAACAAACAAAAAAAAAUCUGUGAGAAUAGGAUGUGCAUCAGGUUUCUGGGGAGAUACAUCCACAGCAGCACCUCAACUUGUAAGAAAAGGCAAUAUCAACUAUUUGGUGUUUGAUUAUUUGUCAGAAAUAACAAUGUCAUUAUUAGUUCGAGCUAAACAGAAAAAUCCAGAAUAUGGUUACUGUCCUGAUUUUAUACAGCAUUCAAUUGGUCCUUUACUUCCUGAAAUCAAAGAAAAAGGUAUAAAAGUGAUUAGUAAUGCUGGAGGUAUUAACCCAUUAUCAUGCGCAAAAGUUUUACAAAGUUUAUGUAAGCAACAGAACAUUGAGUUAAACAUAGCUGUUAUCACUGGUGAUGACUUGAUGCCUCGGCUUAAAGAAAUUAAAGAAGAACUAGUUAACCAAUUACCCAAGGGAAUACACAGCAUGAAUGCUUAUCUUGGAGCUGGUCCUAUUGCAAGGGCUUUGGAUCUUGGUGCAGAUGUUGUAAUAACUGGUCGUUGUGUUGAUAGUGCUGUAACUUUAGCACCUUUGAUGCACACGUUUAAUUGGAAGUCUUAUGACUAUGAUUUACUUGCAGCAGGAAGUCUUGCUGGUCAUUUAAUAGAAUGUGGAGCACAAGUGACUGGGGGUAUUUUUACUGACUGGGAAUCAGUACAUGGAUGGGAUGACAUUGGUUUCCCUAUUGUUGAAUGCUACUCAAAUGGAGAAUUUAUAGUUACUAAACCUCCUUCAACAGGGGGUUUGAUUAGCAAAGCAACUGUUUCUGAACAGAUUGUAUAUGAGAUUGGUGAUCCAGAUAACUAUAUGUUGCCUGAUGUUACGUGUUCUUUCUCACAAGCAAAACUCUCUGUUGUCUCAGGUGAUGACUCUGCUGUUAUGGUAAAAAAUGUAUAUGGAAAACCUCCUCCAGUUGAUUAUAAGGUAAGUGCAACAUUUAUGGAUGGUUUUCGAGCUACUGCUGUUUGCCCUGUUGUAGGUCCUAAUUCUUCAUUUAAAGGUGAGCGCGUUGCUGAUGCUAUAAUCAAGAGGUGUAGAAGAAUGUUUCAAGAAAAUGGUUUUGAUGAUUUUUCUAAAAUCAAUGUCGAGUUACUUGGGACAGAAAGAAAAUAUCAAUUCUCUAGAGAACCUGUUAAUAAAAGAGAUGUAGUUUUAUGGCUUGCAGUUCAGCAUAGACAAAAAGAGGCUUUGGAAAUAUUUGCAAGAGAAAUUGCACCAGCUGGCACAGGAAUGGCGCCUGGUUUAACAGCCAUUGUUGGGGGAAGGCCAACUGUAUCUCCAGUUUUGAAACUUUAUUCAUUUCAAUAUCCCAAGGAAAAAGUAGAAGUUUUUAUUCAUCUCAAUGGGGUAAUGGUAGAAAAGUACAGAGAGUGCACUGAAAAGUACAAAGAGUACAAUCCAAAAGUUGAUCGUGCUGAAAGUCUAACACAAGAAUCUGUCACAAUAGCAAACUCAAAAAAAACUCAACAUUCAGGUGUUUGCACCUUGGGUACACUUGCUUACACAAGAAGUGGAGAUAAAGGAAAUGAUGCUAAUAUAGGUGUGAUAUGUCGUGAGAAAGAAUACUAUAAUUGCAUUAAAGAAAUCGUGACAGCUGAAGCUGUGGAAGAAUACUUCAAGCAUUUUUUUGAGGGAACAGCAAAUAAAUGUCGUGUAAAAAGGUAUGAGUUACCUGGAAUUUUUGCAUUUAAUUUUGUUUUGGAAGAAGUGUUAGGAGGAGGAGGGGUUGCUUCUCUUCGUUCUGAUCCUCAGGGUAAAGGCUUGGGACAAAUGCUGUUAGAUUUUAAAGUGACUUUGAGUUAAUUAACAUCAUUUGAUCGAGCAUAUUAAAUUUACUUUUCGCGAAAAAAAGCAAUUAUAUCAUGAAAACGGACAUCAAGAAAAAAUACGAUAAAAACUGUUAAAAGAAUUUGUUGAGAUAAAAACAAAGGAUGGGUUUCAGGAUGUGAUGCUCAGGAUAUAUAUUUUUUAAUAACCGUUAUUUAUUUUUUGUACUUUUUUGUGUGAUAUUUGAAGUAUGUUCGUGGUUGACAGUAAGUUUUUUUAUUUUAUUUUGUAAACUACAUUAUUGUCUUGUAAUAUUUAGUCCUGUUAUGGUUUAGAUUCUUUAUAGUUUUUAUGAAUUGUGGUUAUAAAAGACUUUAAUUAAUAUUUAUUUUCAUAAAUAAAAAAAUAACUCUUAAACGUUAAAACUAAAUUAUAAAAUAAAAUAAAAAAUUAACAACAACAUUUUUCGUUUGCGUUUCACGUUUAAUAUAAAUUUAAAAUAAACGUAACUAGUGUCUGAUAUCAAUAAAAUCGAUUAUGCAGUAUAAACUUUCGAUGACGGAUUAUAGCUUUUGUUAUUUGAGGCUCCAUUAAUCCUGUGAAUGUAAAUUAAGAGAAAUCUUAAGACUGUUAAAUUUGUUUAGCUGGUUUGUCAAUAUAGUGGAACAUCAAAGGAAUGUUUUGAAACUUUAAAGGAGGAGCAUGCAACAGUUUUUUGCGUCAUUUUAUAGGAAUAUAUAUAGUUAUUGAUGUAUUUAUGAGAUAGGUUUAAUGUAAUGUUUUUUUGAUAAAAUAAGUUGAUGCUGUAUUAUUUAAAUUUCUGAUUUCACUUGAAUAGUAAGAAAACACAUGAUUUGUUUUGUUAUUGUUUCAUUUUGGAAUGCCAAUUCAAAUGCGAGAAAAUAGAAGAUCAUAUUAUGGGUCUAAAAAUUGCGGUCAAUUUAAUGUUGAAAAGAGUAGACCAAUAAGUUGGUAUUCGCCUGCGAAAAUUGACCCUUACACUUCAGUGAGAAAAAUAUUUUAUGAAUUUCCAAAAAAAGAUUUUAAUGGUGACUCGGUUGCACACAAAACGAACGGUUUGGAAUCAUUGAAUUCUAUUGAAAAUAAAAAAAAUGCACCGAUAUCUUUACUUCGUGUGGAUAAUAAAAACCGUUCGCCGAGAUCUAGCCCAACCCUCUCGAUUAGAAGUAACGACUCAAAUAACAAUAUAUUUUCAAAACCACAUUUUUCUUCUCAUUUAUUUCCUAACAGUACUGAUGAAGUUAAUUUAAAAGUUGAAAGUAGUCUUUAUGCUAAUUUUUACGUUCCGAACUCUUCCAAACCUAAUAGAUCGCAAAUUUCAAGGUUCAGCAGCAAGCGUAAAAGUUUUGAUCCGUCGAAAUUAAAAAUGAUGAAAGAAGAAACUCUUGUUACUGAACCUUGCGAUUUUAAAAAACGUUCCUUUCAGGAUUUGUCUCAAUCUAUUGAAACAACUAUCUCGACACCUAAAUCUGAAAAAACCAGUACCACGACAAAAAUAUCAAAAGAAACGCCUAUUAUGACAAGAAAAUGUAAUAAAAUAACUAUAACAACGAAAAGUUCUGUUGAAGUACCUUUUGUGAAGCAAAAAUCUAAAGAAACCUCUUUUAAGAUACAAAAACAAAAAAAAACUGCAUUUACACCCAAAAAUUCUAAAGAAAUGCCGAUCAAGUCACGGAAUUGCAAUGGAACUUCAAUCAGUUACGUGUUUAAACAUGAUAAUGAAACUCAUGCUGAUAAUCAUAAUGAAAGUAACAUCUUUACCUCAAUGGAAAUUUACGUGCCAUGGACCAAACGCAGCACACUUUUAGAAACUAACUUUUUUGUAAGAGAACAAGGAACAUUUAGCAAAAGACGAAAUGGACGCAAAUUUUCGUCAUUACGCAUUUCUAACAUUUACUCAAAACAAAAAAACUUUCCAUCUUUAAAAAGAUCGCCGACUUUUGAUACAAAUACACUGAACUCAUACUCAAAUCUAAAAACGCGUAGAUUAAGUUCGUUAUCAUUAACUAGUAGACAGAGUUCUGAUUCUCAAAUCAGUAAUUUAAGCGAAACAUCGAGUAAACGAGAAAAAAAAUUUGUUUUUUUAAACUUUUUUUCGAACUAUCAAGAUAGACUUCGGAACUUAAAGGAGUUUCCUGACUCCAGAGAUUUAAUUAUGUUGUCUACAGCAAGUAAACUGUAUCCAGAACUUCUAAAGCUGUUUGAAGUUGAUUGCAAUUUAACUUAUCGGCACAUUUUUUAUGUGCGCUCAAGGUUAAGUAAAUCUGCUAUAAAUAGAGAGUUUCAAUGCGACGGUUGCUAUGGAUGCGAAGAAUUCCUUAUCAAUAAAGAAAGUAUUAAUAUGUAAAAGAUAUAUAUUUAUUUUA
Molecule: messenger RNA, 4252 nt
Organism: Hydra vulgaris (swiftwater hydra)
Lineage: Eukaryota; Metazoa; Cnidaria; Hydrozoa; Anthoathecata; Hydridae
Source: RefSeq, a predicted model, not a curated record